Messenger RNA from Phasianus colchicus (ring-necked pheasant), 892 nucleotides. Lineage: Eukaryota; Metazoa; Chordata; Aves; Galliformes; Phasianidae. The record is from RefSeq and is a predicted model, not a curated record.
CUGAGAGAUCCGUUCGUGGGGAGAGGAGAGCUGGGACUGCGGCUCCGACGCGCUCCUAUCCCAGCAGCAUCGCAGGAGCGGCCGUUAUCCUCUGCACAUCGGCGACGCGAAGAUGAAAUCUUCUGACAUUGACCAGGAGUUGUUCACUGAAAGUUACUGCAGAGUGUGCAGCGCACAGCUGAUCUCCGAGUCCCAGCGCGUGGCUCACUAUGAGAGUCGGAAACAUGCCAGCAAAGUUCGCCUCUAUUACAUGCUUCACCCCAUCGAUGGAGGCUGUCCAGCCAAAAAACUCCGCUCAGAAAACGGCAGCGACGGCGACUCGGUGGAUAAGAACAAAUGCUGCACGCUAUGUAACAUGUCUUUUACCUCAGCAGUGGUGGCUGAAUCGCAUUACCAAGGGAAAAUCCAUGCCAAAAGGUUAAAGCUGUUGCUAGGUGAGCCGCCGGCGCUGAAAGCCACAGAGACCCUGGGCUCACUGAAGCAGCCCCGUGCAGAUCGGCCUCCAGCAGCAUCCCCACAGCAGCCACGCAGGGAUUCGGAUCGUUAUUGCCAGCUGUGUGCUGCGUGGUUCAACAACCCCGUCAUGGCCCAGCAGCAUUAUGAUGGCAAGAAGCACAAGAAGAACGCGGCCAGGGCUGAGCUGCUGGAACAGCUGGGGAAGACGUUGGACCUGGGCGAGCUGCGAGGCCUGAAGCGCAGCUACACGUGCAACAUCUGCAACGUCACACUGAACUCCAUAGAGCAGUACCACGCGCACCUGAAGGGCUCCAAGCAUCAGACCAAGUGGGUACCACCGUGUUCCGGGGGUCCUCUGCCCAUCUGUGCCUGCUGGGGUGAUGAGGCACAGAAUCACAGAAUGGCCAGGGAAGCAAUGCUUCUUGCUGAGGGCUGA